Molecule: messenger RNA, 4041 nt
Organism: Pseudozyma flocculosa PF-1
Lineage: Eukaryota; Fungi; Basidiomycota; Ustilaginomycetes; Ustilaginales; Ustilaginaceae
Exons: 4
Coding region: 1-4041 (1346 amino acids)
Biological process (GO): DNA repair; replication fork arrest; DNA replication checkpoint signaling
Cellular component (GO): replication fork protection complex
Molecular function (GO): DNA binding
Source: RefSeq, a predicted model, not a curated record
AUGGCCGCGGAAGACGACUACUCCGACGACCUCGAGCUCCUCGAGCAGUACGACCUCGAGGCGUCCGACUCCGAUGCUUCCUCUUCCUAUUCCCAUGGCGGCGGAGCAACGCCAACGCACACCAGUCACAUCCGCAACGGCAGUGACUACGACGACGACGGCGCACAACACGCUGACGCUCUUGACGAUGCACAAAGGCUCGAACAGCUCAGGGUGCCCAUCCUCAGCAUCUGCUCGGCCCUCGGCGGGUACGAAGAGGAACAAGACAGCCGCGGACGCUUCCGCUCCGUCUACAAGCUCGGCGACGACUGCCUCGCCUGCCUGCGCGACCUCCGAAGGCUCUGGCGCCAGGACGACACCGACCCUUCCAGGGCAAUCGCACGCGUAUUCGCCCAGGUAAACGUCCUCCACAACGACCUCAUUCCCAUCCUGCUCCAUACCGCAGGCAAGGGCGCAAACAGCGACAAGGUCGCACUCGCCUGCACCGACCUCCUCACAGCAAUGACCUGGCCCAUCGACGCCAUGGCCGAGAUCCACGACGCAGUCACAAAGGAAGACGACGCGGAACACGUCAUCAGCCUGCCAGAGCUCGAAAAGGCCCAGGUCCAGUACAAGUCCUCGAUCCUCCGCCAGACAUCGACCGACGCCGGAGCCCAGCGCUCCGUCAUCCCCCUAAUUCUCCGCCACAUCCUCCUUCCCGCCCUCUCCAAGCCCAGAAUCGACCGCAGCGAGAGAGACGUCGGCGUCAUCGGCAUGUGUCUCCACUUCUUCCGCAACCUCCUCACCAUCCGAGACCCCAUCGCCACCACCCUCAGCAGCACAGACCUCCUCGCCAACGCACACCUCCAGAGCUCCCUCGUCUGCGCCAUGAACGAUGCCCACGUCCUCGACACGCUCCUCAUGCUUGCCAGCAGCGCCGACACCCGCGAGUUCAACCAGUGGAACGCCGUCACGAGCGAAUGCAUCUACCAGAUCUUCGUCGGCACUAGCCCAAAGGCGCUCGCCGACAGCCUUCCCACCACAGACGCAAAGAGCCGUGAGGAUCAGCGCAACAGCAACGGCAGCAGCAUCAACAGCGGCUUUGGCGGCGGCCCCCCGGCAGCUCGAGCUACCUCCUCGGCUCUCUCCUCCGUCCUCGCCGCAGAGGCCAGCCAAAAGAGGGCCGCCAUCCUGACCUCCGGCGCUACACGUCAUUCACGCUUCGGCACUACGAUCAACUUUGUCGGCCCCGACGGCAAUCGACGGGUGGCUCGAUCGCAGUCCGCACUUAAAAAGUCGGUUGCCCAGCUCACGGAGGAGAAUCUGGCAAAGGCAAAAAGGCGCGUCAAGCGGCGCAAGGCGGCCAGAGAAGUUGGAGCGCCCAAGCUGAAGUCGGCCUGGACCGCACAGGCUGCAGUCGUGCUGCAAAGCUGGGCCGAUCGAUUUAUGGAAACUGGCUUCGAGACGCUCACCCGUUCGGUCCUGCAGGACAUUCGUUCCGAGAGGGACAAGAUGGGCGAUCUCGAUCUCGCAAGGAUCCGGGUGAUGCAGCUUGGCGCCUUCUUCCUGGAAUAUUUCUUUCUCCGCAAGUCGGCCAGCGAGGCACGGCAGUCCGCCGAUGCGUCCUGUAAAGCGAAGGGCAAGCAGCGUGCCGUGAAUGUGGAAGCCGCCGUUGCUGCCGAGGGCACACAGAACGCCAAUGCGGGAUCCGUGCCAGAAGAAUGGCCGUUCUCGUAUGUUGCCGGCUGGCUGGAACCGUGGUCGUUCAAGAUGGUGCUGGUGCGCUCGGUCGAGGCACAAGAGAGUCGCGCCUGGCUCGAAUUCGUCUCGGCCGUUCAGCUCUGGACGGUUCUGCUCCGGCUAGUUGAUAAGAUGUCUCGCAGCCGUAGCGAGACGGAGCGUGACGUUGCCGACGGCCUCCAGGCCACCCUCUACUACCUCAACGAGACCCUCGACGCAUGCCACACAAUCAUGCGGGCCUACAGUCGGCAGAGCUUUGCCUGCCUCGACGCGAUCCUCACCUUCGCUCACAUCAUGCCCAAGAUGCUCGAGCGCUACUCGUCCAACCGCGAGCACAUGUACGUCCGGGCCCGCAAACAGGUACGCAAAUCGAGGCAGGAAGGAGAACUUGACGGCCAAGAGGACGAGGCGACUCAGGUCCGCGAACGGGCAAAGGACACGCAAACGGAGCGCGAAUUCCGCUUCAAUGACUUCCAGAAGAAGCUGGCGACGCGGCAGCUGGCAGGCGCGUGCAUCAUGUACCUUUUGCGCUGGAAGGAGUUCACCGAUCCCGAAGAACAGCUGGGCAAGGUGGUGGCCGUCAUGCAUCGGAUCGCCGUCAAGGCGGCCGACUACCGCCAGUUCUUUGUCGGCGACUGCCGAGCCGUCUUCCGCACGCUCCUAACUGGUCCCACGCUCGCUGCGCUGGAGCCAAGGGCGCCCGGACCCGUCAAGGAUCUGCGCAAGUUCAUGGACUACAUCCUGCGGAAGUUCAGCAAGCUCGACAUCGAGGAGCAGACGCUUUACGAGACGGGCAAGCGGAUGCCUAAGCCUGCCAAGGAGCCGAGGGUUCCAGCCGAGAUCAAGGUGCGCGAUGGGCACAGUUUCUCGGAGCAAAUCGGCAUCGCCGUCGGCCUGCUGCUGCAAAAGGAGAAGAUGGAGGCGGUGCUCUGGGUAAAAUCAGGCCUGGAAAUGGCCAGCGCACAGCGGGCAGAGAUUAUGCUCAACGAGCAGUCGCGCGAUCGAGCGCCGACGCCAAACGAGGUCGAACAGAACGGCGAUGCAGACAGAGAACACGUCGCCUCCGUUCGUCUGGACAGCAACGAGACAGCGGCGGACAAGAUGCAGGACUUCGAGCUGGCGUACGGCGGCAAAGAAGAGGUACGACUAGACGCCUCGAUCCUGCCAGAGCUCAAGCUCCUAUGCCGUCUCGUCGGAAUGGAAAGCAAAGAAGAAGUGAUGCUGCACUGGCGCUGGAUCAUCCCUUCACGCCUUCUGCCUGCUCAACUUGACGAGCGGAUCUCGUUGAUCGAAGAGUACCUGCGCGCACCAUUCCGGCCGGGAGGCGGGAUCGAGCUGUCGAAGCUGGUGCAACGUAAGCUCAAGCCACGAACAAGCACCCACAUCACCUCGAACUUUUCCGAGUCGUCGUCCGAUGACGACGACAACGACGACGACGAUGACGAUUCGUCUACCGACGGCGAGGCUACCAGCGGCAAGAAGAGGAAGAAGAAGGUGGCCACGAAAGCCAAGAAACGCCGUCCUGCGGCGCCGUCGCAGAAGAAGUGGAACGGCGAUAACUUCAUCGAGGAUAGCGACGAAGAACUGGAGUUUGCAAUGGCUUUGCACGGCGGGAGCGAGGGGAACGAUGCCGACGGAGACUCGGACGAGGAGCAGGACGUCGGUUCGGCGGGAUCCUUCUCGUCGAUGGCCAGACGCGGGAAUAUCCGGAAGGUGGAUACUCCACCGACGAGUUCCGGUGCGCAAGCUUCGGACGCCGGUGAGAACAUGGAUCGACACCAGGACGGCGAGCAGGAGCAGGACACCGAAGAGAUGAUGGACACGGCGCAAAGGAGGAGGAAGGACAAGAGGCAGAGCCUAGAUGCGCUUCGGCAGCAAAGGAAGCGAGCGCUGUUCCUCGAUCUCGACGAGCAUGACGAGGCCGAGGAGAUGGCGGUGGGACCCGAGGCACCCAACCGCGGCCCCACGGCACGGCAGGACGAAGUCAACGACGACCCGAUGUCAGACCUCGACGGUAUCAACGGUGACGACGAGGACCACGACGUUGCUGCGGUAUCGCGCUCUCCGGUCGUGGCGCGCUCCAAGUCAGGAUCAAAACGCGGCCUCUUUCUCGGCAGCGACGACGAGGACGAUGCGACGCCGCUGCCCAACGAGCAGGAUCAGACGCUGCGGCCCUCUUCGCGCGUCUUCAACCUUCUCAACGCUCACGACGGCGGCGACGACGACGACGAGGCACAGGACCAGAACGCGAGGGAGUCUUUGCAGUCUCUCGUCAAGCGGCGCAGGAUUGUGGUCGAUUCAGACGAAGAUGGGGAUGCGUAG